AAGAACACAUAUAUACACUAGUUUUGCCUCAGACUCAAAGAUCAAACACUGAAUUAUCAAAAACUGCAAAAUAAUUCAUCAAUGGCUUUUUCUUCUUCUCCAAUCUUCAUAUCCACAGAGAAUUUACGAUCCAUCCUCACCCAUCAAACCCUAAUCAAUCACAUCCAACUCAAUCUCCCCAAAAUCUCAACUUUUCUUCAAACCCCAAUUCGCCAACACUACAAUCUCUCAACUUCUUCUUCCCUUCUCCUCAUGCCAUCUUGGUCUUCUUCCUCUUCAUACCCUUACAUUGGUGUCAAACUCGUAACCCAUUUCCCUCAAAACUCUUCAAUCAAUUUACCAGGUGUUCAAGGUAGCUAUGUCCUUUUCAAUUCAACAACUGGUCAAACUCUUGCUUCAAUGGAUUCAACUGAACUAACACUUUUCAGAACCUCUUGUGUUUCUGGUUUGGCUUCUAAGUAUUUAGCUAGAGAUGAUAGUGAAGUUCUUGUUAUGGUUGGUGCUGGUUCUCUUGCACCGCAUUUGAUUAAAGCUCAUUUUUCAGCUAGACCCAGUUUGAAAAAGGUGUUGAUUUGGAAUAGGACAGUUGAAAAGGCGGAAACUUUAGCGAAAAAAUUGAGUGAAAGUGAUGAAUUUUCGCUGCUUUCGGGGUUGAGUUUUGAGGGGGUUGGAAAUUUGGAUGAGGUUGUUGGAUUUGGGGAUAUUGUGAGUUGUGCUACUAAUUCUGAGACACCACUUGUGAAAGGUGAGAGGUUGAAGAUUGGGGCUCAUUUGGAUUUGGUUGGUUCUUUUAAGCAUUCAAUGAAGGAAUGUGAUGAUGAGGCUUUGAAAAGAGGGAAAGUUUUUGUUGACAAUGAAGCUGCAUUGGUUGAAGCAGGGGAGCUUGUUGGUGGUUUUGAAAGGGGAGUGAUUAAGGAAGAUGAAAUUGGGGGAAAUUUGGUGGAGCUUAUUAGAGGUGAUAAAGUUGGGAGAAGCUGUUUAGAGGAAAUUACUGUUUUUAAGUCUGUUGGUUCUGCUGUUGUUGAUAUGCUUGCAGCACAGUUUGUUUAUGAGACUUACACAAGGAAAUAGGUAAUAUAUUGAAUAUACAACUAAGUUUAUGCUUAAUAGUUCACUAAGGUUUUUCAAGUUUGUUUGAUAAGAAGAGGGAGUUACUUGUACAAGGGGAUUUAGUUUUUGUGCAACUUGUAAUGUGGACUAGGUCUAGAAGUAAAAGUUUGGCAAAAUAACUGCAGCAUAUUCGGUUUCCAAAUAAAUGUGAUUGAUAAUAACUUCUAUAAAUUUUAUAUGAUUUACUCUUAUAGUCUGUUUGAUUGUAUAUAAAUCUCAUAAUUCAAUC
Trifolium pratense (red clover) is the source of this 1339-nucleotide messenger RNA. RefSeq names its product protein SAR DEFICIENT 4. The record is from RefSeq and is a predicted model, not a curated record. The coding region runs from base 82 to 1071 and encodes 329 amino acids. The transcript has a single exon. Gene Ontology annotation, cellular component: cytoplasm. NCBI's taxonomy places the organism in Eukaryota, Viridiplantae, Streptophyta, Magnoliopsida, Fabales, Fabaceae.